CAGUGUUUUAUUCCCGUCAAGUGCGACAGGCGUUCGGAGCAACACACAUGUAUUCACCCCAGCUUCCCCUGGCGCGUACGCGCGUGCCGCAUUAUUCCUCAUCCUCCGAGGCGCCAAACGCAGAUCCAGGAGGCCUGGAAGCUUCUCUGCUCCAGUUUAUCCACCAUCAUCAUGAAGCCUCUCUCGGACUCCGCGAACACACCGAGAGAGAGAAGAAAGAUGCGAUUCGAAACGCUGCGCGAGUUUCGGAUCUGUUGGUGGACGCCGUGAACGGUGGAGUACAAGAGGCAUUCGUCAACCAGAAGCGAAUCGAGCUCGAAAUCCGAGCUCUGGCUGCGACGAUUGCCCGCUUCAUGAAGCAGACCGAUCACUGGCUUACCGCCACUCAUGCUAUCAACACCGCUAUCAAGGAAAUUGGAGACUUUGAGAACUGGAUGAAGACCAUGGAGUUUGAUUGUAAAAGUGUCAGUGCGGCGAUCCACAACAUUCACCAAGCAUGAUCUAACUGCAAAGUUACUUAGUUUUACCAUUUGUAAUUUGUGAGUGCCUCUCUUCUUUCUUCCUUUCUUGUUUGAGAAAAUCUAUUUGGAAGCUUUAUUUUUUAACACACCUAGGACACCGCUGAAGUAGAGCUUUCCACAUCAGCUAUGUUAAAAAAUGAUUAGUGUUUUGAUAUAUAUAUAUAUAUAUAUAUAUAUAUUGUAAAUUAUAAUGGGUCUCGCUAUAA
Juglans microcarpa x Juglans regia is the source of this 727-nucleotide messenger RNA. RefSeq names its product biogenesis of lysosome-related organelles complex 1 subunit 1. Gene Ontology annotation, biological process: endosomal transport. The coding region runs from base 48 to 500 and encodes 150 amino acids. The transcript has 3 exons. The record is from RefSeq and is a predicted model, not a curated record. Gene Ontology annotation, cellular component: BLOC-1 complex. Lineage: Eukaryota; Viridiplantae; Streptophyta; Magnoliopsida; Fagales; Juglandaceae.